Molecule: messenger RNA, 2527 nt
Organism: Phytophthora nicotianae INRA-310
Lineage: Eukaryota; Oomycota; Peronosporomycetes; Peronosporales; Peronosporaceae
Exons: 1
Coding region: 79-2421 (780 amino acids)
Biological process (GO): transmembrane transport
Cellular component (GO): membrane
Molecular function (GO): transmembrane transporter activity
Source: RefSeq, a predicted model, not a curated record
AAAAAAAAAAAAUGGACAGUACCCAAAAAUUAUCCUCUCCUUUCCGCAUGUCACUCUAAUAACAACCUCCAAGGCGGAAUGACCGAGGCUGACCUCCUGGUGCACGUGCGCCAGCGGCUCGACGCGCUCACGUACGACGAUCACUCGCAGUACCUACUAAGCUCUUUGCCCGUCGUGUCCGCUUUCCAGCCUCCCGACGCCGUACAGACUAAUCGACGGCGACCAACACUCUUAGGUUCAUGGCUUCGAUACGCAGGACUCACGGGUUUCUACGUGCGUUUGGUGCUGCUUCUGGGUACAGGCUGGCUAUUGGCCAUGGUGGGCAUAUUCACCUUUUUGUACGCGCUUCCAGCGGCGCAAGAGGACAUUGUACUAACCAGUACCGCACAAGUAAUAUUACUAUUGGGAAUAUACUUCUUAGGGGGAGCUCUAGGCUCUCUCGCCUUUGGCGUCUGUGCCGACCACUUCGGACGGAGACCGGUGCUCUUAAGUGCGUUAACUUUCUGGCUCAUAGUCAACGCUUUAACGUCGGGAGCGUGGAAUUAUGGGUCUUUUGUGGCGCUAAGACUGCUGGCAGGCGUGGGAAUUGGCGGGCAAUUGGCAAUUUUGGCAACUUUGGCACUGGAAUAUACGCCAACCAGGACACGAGGGAGGAUUACAGUAUUAUCAGUCUCAAUAGCGGGGCUGGGAGUGUUUGCUGGGGUCGGAUAUGGCCAAUUGGCAAGCACCGAUAAAGGCAUCGGCUGGAGAAUCACGUACGGAGUGUUGAGUGGCAUUGCGCUAUUAUUUCUUGCAGUAUUAUACUUGGCUUUGGAAGAAUCACCCAAAUAUUUAGCAAGUGUCGGGCGAUCAGAGGAAGCUUUGUACAUUUUGGAGAAGAUUGAGAAUGCGCAUGGCAUCAGUCGACAAGCCAGAGUGACGGUGCCUACGAGUUUGUAUGAACCUCCGUCUCAAAGACCGCAGAUUAGUUAUGAACGGUAUCUGGAAAGUUCAGAUUCAGAUUCUGAUUUGGAUUUAGAAUUACAAAGACUACAGGACGAAGAGAUGGCGCGUUCAGCCGCUAGAAAUGCCAGGUAUAAGUACACAGGACCUGGAGCUGCCAAAGCUCGCAGUCAGAGUCAACGUGUGUCUGCCAGGAGGUUACAGAGCCAACAGAUUGAGGUGUGUACCCCCAGCUCUGGAGACCCUGGAACUCCAUCGUAUACGCUGGCUCCUCAUGCCGAUUUGUCGUUUAUAAGAGCGCUAUCCCGUCGUGUAGUGGUGCUCUUUUCCAGAUCUAUGGCUCGACGCACAGUUCUCAUUUGGUUCUUCUGGUUUGCCGAGCUCACGUGCUUUAGUGCUGCUAUUGUGACGAUGUUAAUGAUGGCGGGCACGUUUAUUAAAGUGAACGCGAUUGGGACGGGAUUCGGAGUGAAAGACCAACUUUUCUGGUCUGUUAUGACCUUUCCAGGCCUCGUCUUCACGGCUACAAUCAUUGAGACUGCAGGUCGGCGAGUGACGCUAGCGUUUUUUGUGUUUCUUGGCGGAAUUGUGAUGUUAACGUCUGCCUGGCUGUUAGAGGAACAUGGCGAGUGGAUUGGUUUAUCAUUAUCGCUUGGAGCGAUGGUAUUGGCUACAGGAGGUACCUUGGGCGCGUUGAUUCCCUUUACUGGAGAGCAGUUCCCUCUUCUAACUCGAGCGCUAGGGAUCUCGUGUGCGUCUGCUUGGGGUCAUCUUGGCAUGUUCGCGGGAGUUUAUCUGGUUCUUCGACGAGUAAUGGGGGAUGAGGCGUGGUCAUGGCACGACGAACGUUUGAUGCUAGCAGGAUGUGGUGGUGUGGCUAUUGUACUACUUCCUAUUAUACUGUUCAUGGGACCAGAGACUCGUGGACGAGAUAUCGAUGCCUCAUGGUUCGAAGACAACAAAGGACUACACACUCGUGCUGGUGGAGUGCUCGCAGCAACUCCAGGUGACAAUCGAGGUAGUAAAGGCGAUAAAGUAUCAGAAGAAGUACCACAAUCUCCGUUCGGUAGCAAAAAACUUCGUGAUGGGAAUGUGAAUCCAGAACGAUGCGAUACUCUGCCCAUCGAUGAGCUGGAAAUGAUGCACGAGUACGUCCAGCAUCGCCGCUCAAGCGAGGAGAAGCGUCGAUCUGUACUGGAGAUACUGGAGCCUGUGCUUUUAGACUGGCGUCGGUCUCUUUCCAGUUCGUUUUCGAGCUCAGCACGGGGUCUUAGCAGCAGUAGCAAGGCCAGUAAACAAGAACACAAUGCUACGGAUGUAAAAACUGACAUACGUUCGAGCGAAAACGGACGCUACACUAUCGAUCUCGACAUGUUCGACACGUUCACGUACAUUUCCACGCCCGUGCUGGGAGGCGACAACUCGGACCACGAACACCGUGAACCUAGCAAUUUAUCAUCACCAGAUGAAGCACAAUAGUUGAUCUAUUGCCACGGAAGCGUAGACCGCUAUUUGCUGUAUAUAUUGAACAUUUUUGUAAAUGUCAUUAAGUUACGAUAAUCUAUUGUAAGUUUUGGUCACUCGA